UGAUCGAACCACCAUGCCAUAAUCCCUUUCGCCGAGCGUUUUGAAUGACGACGGUCAUUCAGAACCCGACCCCACGACUACAAUCAAGCUGCAGAUGACGGGUAACGACCAACCGAGGGCCUGGAUGCCGUUCGGAACAAAGAAAAACGACUCCUGGACCGACGCCGUCCGACACCAUCUCAGCAUCCCCCAAAACUGGAUCCUUCCGGUAGCCGCCGUGGCCCUCACACUAGGGACCCGGACCUUCUACCAAUCCUACCUGCGCCGCCUCCCCGACAUCGGUCAUAUCACGCCCAAUUUCUUCCGCCGCCGCAGCCUGUUCGGCAAGGUCACAAGCGUUGGAGACGGCGAUGGCUUCCACCUGUUCCACACCCCAGGCGGACGGCUAGCCGGCUGGGGCUGGCUUCGGCGCGUGCCGACGGACAGAAAACAACUCAAAGGCCAAACAAUCUCGAUCCGCAUCGCGGGCGUCGACGCGCCCGAGGGGUCGCACUUCGGGCGGCCGGCGCAGCCGUACGCGGCCGAGGCGCUCUCCUUCCUCGACAGCUACCUGCUGGGGCGGCGGGUGCGGGUGCACCUGCACCGGCGCGACCAGUACGAGCGGGUGGUGGCGACGGCCUACGUGCGGCGCGCGCCCUUCUUCGUCCCGCGCCGCGACGUCGGGCUCGAGAUGCUCCACCGCGGGCUCGCGGUUACCUACGAGGGUAAGACGGGCGCCGAGUUUGGUGGGGCCGAGAUGGAGGCGCGCUAUCGCGAGGCGGAGGCGGCGGCGAAGAAGAAGGGGGUCGGGUUGUGGGGGGUGGUCGGGGGGAAGAAGAGGAGGGAGUUGGAGAGCCCGAUGGAGUAUAAGAAGAGGAUGAAGGCGCUGGAGGGGCAGAAGGGGGCUGCGGUGGGGAAGGCGUGAAUGGAUUGUGGGGAUGGUUUAUGAUACCCAUGAGAAUGAGCUAGGAAAGGGUUGGAUGGUGAUAUCAUGGCGGCUUUUGUGAACUUGAUUUGAGCAUAAACGGAAGCGGCUCGUACAUAGAAACCAACGGGCAUUGCUCAGGAAACAACAUGCGCGGGGUAUGCACCCUUCCUC
Molecule: messenger RNA, 1078 nt
Organism: Chaetomium fimeti
Lineage: Eukaryota; Fungi; Ascomycota; Sordariomycetes; Sordariales; Chaetomiaceae
Exons: 2
Coding region: 95-904 (269 amino acids)
Cellular component (GO): mitochondrion; cytoplasm
Source: RefSeq, a predicted model, not a curated record